Molecule: messenger RNA, 471 nt
Organism: Quercus robur (English oak)
Lineage: Eukaryota; Viridiplantae; Streptophyta; Magnoliopsida; Fagales; Fagaceae
Product: nuclear pore complex protein NUP85-like
Exons: 3
Coding region: 214-447 (77 amino acids)
Biological process (GO): protein import into nucleus; mRNA export from nucleus; positive regulation of DNA-templated transcription
Cellular component (GO): nuclear pore outer ring
Molecular function (GO): structural constituent of nuclear pore
Source: RefSeq, a predicted model, not a curated record
AACAUAUUCUAGAUUGCACCUUGUAAAAUAUCAUAUCAUUUUAGUUUUUGCACGCAUGUGUGUGUAUCAACUGUAAAAGUUGACUUGUGGUUGGCUAUUAAUCAACAUGUCUAUCAGUAUCUCUUCUUAGGUGCUUUUUUUUGUUUUUUAUUUUUUUAUUUUUUUAUUUGAACUAGUGUAUGUGCUCAUCUCAAGUAAUCCUCAUAUAGUUUGAUGCUCCUAUGUCUUCAGAUAGCUCCAAUUUAUUUGGCAUCAUGCAUAAAGCAGGGAAUGGGUUUGCUAGAGAUUUUAUUGAGCAAGCAACCUGUUCAAAAUAAUCAAGUACUACUUAAGAUUAUAGAGAUAUGCCGUCUGUAUGAACUUGACAGUGUUAGUUCAAACAUUAUGAAGGUUUCGAUUACAAUGAAUAGUGCUUCAAAGGAGAAAACACAAGUAAGGAUCUCUUAGUUAUAUCCAUAAAUUUGAUUGCUA